This is a messenger RNA of Clunio marinus, 247 nucleotides long. Lineage: Eukaryota; Metazoa; Arthropoda; Insecta; Diptera; Chironomidae. The record is from the annotation of a GenBank genome assembly.
CAUCAGUUUUAAAGUUUGAAAAGUUGCGAUCAGUUCAAGAAAUAUAAUGAAGUUCAUAUUUUUCAUCGUCACUCUCAUUAUUGUUUUGAGCGUCCAUGUCAAAUGUAAUCCCAAACCAUGCCUACCACGUGUCAUUUGUCGAACAACUCCAUGGGGACCACGUGGAGGUUAUUUGUGCAACCGAUAUUGUAUUUAUCAAGGCUCAUCAAGUGGUAAUUGUGAAGACGGAACUUGCGUUUGUUCUUAA